Messenger RNA from Musa acuminata AAA Group (dessert banana), 1326 nucleotides. Its product is annotated as probable 2-oxoglutarate-dependent dioxygenase SLC1. NCBI's taxonomy places the organism in Eukaryota, Viridiplantae, Streptophyta, Magnoliopsida, Zingiberales, Musaceae. The coding region runs from base 1 to 1326 and encodes 441 amino acids. The transcript has 5 exons. The record is from RefSeq and is a predicted model, not a curated record.
AUGGUGGGUGGAAACGGGUACCGUCGUCGUCGAAGGGACUUGGGACCCACACUUAGCGAACCAGUGUUGGAUGGGGCCCGCGGAUGUUGUCUUCGUUCCUCUGUGGUUGACCUCCAUUCCUUUCUCGUCCUCUCCCUUAUAUACCAAACAAGUCCACCACUCUCAACACCAUCAAUACAAAGGAAACACAAAUGGACAUGGCGGUUCAAGGCAAGAGGGGAGGCGAGAUGCGAGACCAAUUACAUGAAGCGGGUGAGGCACCUCUGUGACAAUGGCAUUACAAAGGUUCCCAGCAAGUACGUCUUGCCCCUCCCCGACCGGCCUCAACUCGCCCCGGCAGCUCGUAAGCCAAGUCUGAAGCUUCCUGUCAUCGAUGUCGGUCAGCUGCUUUCGCCCGAUCGCACCGAAGUUCUCGCGACGUUAGACCGAGCUUGCAAGGAGUAUGGCUUCUUUCAGACGGUGAACCACAGCAUUGCCGGUGAAGUCACUAGGAGAAUGAUCGACGUGGGGAAGAGAUUCUUCGAGCUUCGUUUCGAGGAGAGAGCGAAGUAUAUGAAGACCGACGUAAGGGGGCCAGUGACGUACGGGACGAGCUUCAACCAGACGAAGGAUCGCGUGUUUUGUUGGAGGGAUUUCUUGCAGCUCAGUUGCCACCCCCUCGACAGUGUUCUUCCAUGGUGGCCUACUUCUCCCAUGGACUUGAGGGAUGAAGUGGUCUCAUAUGCCAAGCACAUCAAGUCCUUGUUCCUGGUCCUCAUGGCGGCCGUCCCCGAGAGCCUCGGCGCGGAUCCUGCAAUCCUAAAAGAGUUCGACGAUGGAUCGCAACUAAUGGCGAUCAACUGCUACCGGGCGUGCACUGAGACCGAUCUCACCCUCGGGAUGCCACCCCAUUCCGACUAUGGCUUCCUCACCUUCGUCCUCCAGGACGAGCUCGAGGGCCUGCAGGUGCUGCACAGGGGCGAGUGGAUCACCGUCGAGCCUCUCCCCAACUCCGUCAUCGUCAACGUCGGCGAUCACUUGGAGAUAUAUAGCAACCGGAGGUACAAGAUAGUCCUGCACCGUGCACUCGUCAACACAUCCAAGUCGCGGCUGUCGAUGGCGUCCCUCCACAGCGUCUCCUUCGACAGAGUGGUCCGCCUGUCGCCAGAGCUCGUCGACAAAGACCAUCCGAAGCUGUACAAAGACACCGACUUCGCCGCAUUCCUUACCGACACCUCCUGCUGCGAGACGAAGCACAAACACUUCCUGGAGUCGAGGAAGGACUGGCGCCGUACAAAUCCAAGGGCCAGAGUUGACUUACCAUUGAGAGACUAUAAAGAUUCGUAA